This is a messenger RNA of Lodderomyces beijingensis, 3651 nucleotides long. The record is from the annotation of a GenBank genome assembly. Lineage: Eukaryota; Fungi; Ascomycota; Pichiomycetes; Serinales; Debaryomycetaceae.
AUGUCCUUUGGUGGUGGUGGUACUAGUAUAAGUGAUAGUGGUGAAGGUGGCGAUACGCAGCUGGCCACUUUUCAGCUCAGCAACCUACAUACCGAGAAUGACAGGCGGUUGGUGCAGCAACGGCUUGCUUCGGUUAACCCCAGCAUAGUGUUGCAUUUUGUUCACCAGGAGUUGACCACGACAAUCCCCACGGCCGCCGCCGCCGCCGCUGCCCUGGGAUCGGGGCAAGGAACACCAGCUUUGCUAAACGAGCUUGCAAUACUAGACAACUUGGCAGAUCUAGGGUUCAAGGCCGUUAUGACUUCGUCUAGUGUGCCGCAAGUGCAGACUCGGGUGAAUAUUCAAGGUAUGACGUGCGGAGCGUGCUCUGCGUCAAUCACCGAGUGCUUGGAAAAGCAACCGGGCAUUUCCAGGGCUUCCAUAUCCGCUGUUACCGAAAACGGGCUCAUCCGCCAUCUGGAAAACUUUCCCAGGGAGAAAAUCGUGGAAUUGAUUGAAGAUUGCGGCUUUGACGCUCAAAUUCAAGUGACAAAUUCGCAAUUGCUGUCGUCAUCGUCCUCGCUGUCGAGAUCACCUAGUCGAGUCAGCUCACCUAAUACAUCACCGAUGAAGCAAACUACUAUUGGGAUACUGGGGAUGACAUGUGGAGCCUGUUCGAGCUCAAUCACUGCGGCAUUGGAAGACUUGGACGGCGUUGAAUACGUUUCAGUUUCGCUAAUCACAGAAGAGGCCCUGAUACGACAUCCGGCGGCAUCCAUAUCUCCAGACCAACUCAAACAAGUAAUUGAAGAUUGCGGCUUCACGGCAACUCAUGUGCGUUCGACUGACUUGAGCAAGCAACCACGCGAAAGCCAGCCAGAGGCUGAAGAAAUCGCCCUAAAGCUCGUGGGGGUGCAUUCCACGACGGAUCUCUUGGGUCUUCGGUAUAAUGUAGAGGCUCUUCUCCAUAGCAUCCCCGGAGUGCGUUCUUUUCAUUUCACAUUGCAGGGCACCGAUGCCAAUUCCGUCGAGACUCCAGCUCAAACAAGGGAAAUCUUAACGCUGGAUGACACCGCUGCAAAUAUGCAAAACUUGGUGAAUGAAUUGAUCUUUGCCUACGAUCCAAUAAUUGUUGGCAUCAGAGACGUGGUGGACGCACUCAACAAAGUUGACGAAGAUGUCGAGUUCUUUGUCAUUAAUUCCUUGGAUCAAUCUUCCGCUUCCCAAUUGAGGCUACUUUCAAAAGUCAAGGAUAUCCAAUACUGGAAAAGCAUCUUUAUCCAGAGUCUAGUGCUAGGGAUCCCCAUUAUAGUUUUGGUGCAUACCGAACACAUGCAGAUAUGGAAAAGGGACACCAUGAUUUUCCCAGGUCUCUACUUGGUGACCUUGAUCGAACUCGUGCUUUCCACUUAUGUCCAAUUCCACUUGGGGGCCAACUAUAUCCGGAAAUUCUCGUCAUUUCUAAGAAAAGGUUUCCGAGGAGCCUCAAUGGAUGUCUUGGUUUGCAUCUCAACGAUGGUCACCUACAUCUUUUCCGUCACGUCGCUUGUUGUCAGUGUCUGGUACGGCAGGACGGAGAAGCCUCCAAAAGUGCUAUUCGACACUCUUGUCAUGUUAUUGACUUUUGUCUCCUUUGGUAAGCUACUAGAGAACAAGGCCAAGGGAGCAACAUCAACGGCGUUAUCGGGGUUGCUCCAAUUGACGCCCUCGACUUGCACCAUCAUCCAAAACACGGCAAAGUAUGACUCAAAUAUUGACGAUGAAAAAAAAAUCUCGCUGGACCAUUAUCAAACGCGGUGCAUUUCCAUAGACUUGGUCCAACCAAAUGACAUUGCAAUUGUCUUGCCCGGAGGCAAGAUCCCCGCUGAUGGUGUUGUAGUAUUUGGAGAAACCGAGGUGAACGAGUCUUUUAUCACGGGUGAGCCACUCCCGAUAUACAAGUCCAAGGGAGAUAGCGUCAUUGGAGGCACAAUCAAUGGUCCGCAUUUGAUACACAUCAAAGUCACCAACACGGGAAACAAGUCGCAAUUGCAACAAAUCAUCAAUCUUGUUAAAGAUUCACAAGUAAACAAAGCCCCCGUGCAGAGGUUUUCAGAUGUAAUCGCGGCAAGGUUUGUCCCAUCGGUGAUGCUCCUUGCUGCCAUAACUUUUGUCAUCUGGCUAAUAAUCUGCUACAGCGUCCACCCUGACGGCUUGCCCAAGAUAUUCAAAAAGGACGAGAAUGGCAAAUUUUUCGUUUGCUUGCAAUUGGCCAUCUCAGUGAUUGUAGUUGCGUGUCCUUGCGCUUUAGGUUUAGCGGCGCCAACUGCAAUCAUGGUGGGCACGGGUGUUGGUGCAACCAAUGGUGUCUUGAUCAAGGGUGCAGACAUUUUAGAAAAAACCACCUCGAUCAACGUGUUGUUGUUUGAUAAAACAGGCACUUUGACAACCGGCGAAAUGAGCCUAGUGAAAGCUAAUCCUAUCUUGAAAGACUCCAAGAUCACUGCCACUGAUUGGUGGCGUUUGGUUGGAUCCGUCGAGUGUAAUUCUGAGCACCCGAUAGGACGCGCAUUGACGAAACUGGCUAGAGUCAAAGCAGGGUUGACAUUUGAAGGCGACACAUUUGACUCCACCGUUGAACUGAUCAACAUUCUUAUUGGAUCAGGGAUCGAGGCCGACGUCAAGCUCGGUUCUCAAAAGUACAACGUCCACGUUGGAAAUGCCAAGCUUAUCAAGGAGAAAUUCCCAGACUUGUUGGCAGAAAUUGACGAGAUUCCAACAAAGACACAGAACACAGUUACUUUUGUUGUUAUUGAUGGGCACUAUUGCGGAUCUAUCGAGUUGUCGGACUCUUUAAAAGAAGGAUCGCGGGAGGUGAUUGAAUACUUGAGAAACGUGGAAGGCUAUACCAUUGGUAUGGUUACAGGCGACAAUCGAGGAGCGGCAUUACGGAUUGGGAAAGAAGUCGGUAUCGCCGAGGAAAAUAUAUUCUACGAGGUGUCUCCCGUGCAUAAGGACAAGGUGAUUACAGGUAUCAAGAACAGACUAGGCAGUGGUGCUGCAGGUGCUGGUGCAGGUGCAGAUGCUUCUGACAAUGUUGGAGUUGCAUUCAUUGGCGAUGGCAUCAAUGAUGCCCCGGCUUUGGCCAAAGCUGAUAUCGGCAUGGCCAUCAGUUCUGGCACUGACAUUGCUAUAGAGAGUGCAGACAUUGUUCUCAUUGGGAACCGAAAGGCAAACCAAACUGACCUUCACAGUGUUGUCAAUGCGUUGAAGAUUUCAAACGUGACCUUUUCUCGAAUCAAGUUGAAUUUCGUCUGGGCAAUUGUGUACAACUUGUUCAUGUUGCCAUUCGCCAUGGGGUGUUUCUUACCUUUGAACUUGAUGCUACCUCCAGUUGCAGCUAGCAUUGCCAUGAUGUGCAGCUCUUUGAGCGUGGUUUUCAGCUCGUUGCUUCUCAAAUGUUGGAAACCACCAAAGAUUGGCGGAAAAGCAGUAUCAAACUUGGACUUGGAACGAGGAGAGGAGGACAUUCAGGAUUUCGAUUUACGUAAUGGAACUAGAGAAGAGUUUGACGCACACAAGAGGCAAAAGAGCCUCACUUUUAGCCUGGUCCUCCGCAAACUCACGAGAAGAAACUUUAGGAACUCCACGACCGCUUCUCCUUCGUACGAAUUGGUUUUGGGCUCACUUUAA